AUGUGCAUCAAACAUACAAUACUCGUCAUCAUUACAAUCAUACAUUUCACUUUCGGAUUCAUUGCGUACGAUUGUCAUGGGCCUGCUCAAAAUGUCACGUCCUUUGACAGCUUAGAAGUGGACAACUGUGAUUUUCCAAUAGCAUCAACAACCCAACAGGUACCGAGAAUACAAUUACUACAAAGGAUUGAAACUUACCCUGUUCAUUUUAAGUCGUGUUUGAUAACAGUUGAUUAUUUAAUAACAAGAUGCUCACUAUUUGAAGAUGCACAAUUAGUAGAGGGAGGGUAUUUUUCUGAAGUCGUAGAUUUAGGAAAUGCUCGAUGUUCGGAAAUUCAUCAAAAAUGUUCAUAUACAUUUCCCCUGGGAGGUAUAGUAACGGAUUUGCAAAUGAACGAAACAACAUUAAUAUCGCACACAGUGGCAGGAUCACUAGACAGAUUUGGAAAUUGUAGAGGCAUGAAUUUUAAAUCGAGUAGAGGAGAAUGGGAAGACGUCGUAGUACAAGCUAAAUUCAAAAUAUAUUUAUCAGAAGGUUCGGCUAUAGCAAAUACCAAAGAUAACACUCUCAUACUUCCGUCGGGUACAAAAAUGAAAUUGUCCGAUAACUAUGGUAUUGACACGUUUAAAGGUGAAACCGUAUGGACAAAUAACCAUUUUAAUUGUGAAGAACAAGAUUUCGUUGUUUUAUUUGAUGGCCCAGCAUCAUUGAUAACCUCGAUCACUAACGAUAACUCCAGUAUAUAUACGUAUAUCGUAGAGUCGGACAAAAUAGUAUUUGCUCUCAAAAAAAUAAAAAAAACAUUUGCCUGUGAAAUUCCAGUAAUUCAAACGGAACACCCUCAAUUAGUUAUUCUUACAGAUUCUAUGUUUUUAAAUCAUUUUCAAAUAAAAUCUAUUUCUCCUCAAAACACUGAUUUAAUGGCGUACAUAAACACAAAAUUUGUUUAUGUAGAAAAUGUUUUCAAAUCAACAAUAUCCGCAUCAUACAAUGAUUUAUUACAAAAACAAUGCGUGCUUGAACGGCAAUUAUUACAGCAAAGACUUACAUUAGCCUCAAACAAUCUUCCGGAGUUUGCGUAUAUCAUGGGCGGUGGUCCAGGUUACACCGCCGUCAAACACGCCGAAAUAAUUUAUUUAAUUAAAUGUAAAAAGUUAGUGUCGAUGUAA
Molecule: messenger RNA, 1170 nt
Organism: Macrosiphum euphorbiae (potato aphid)
Lineage: Eukaryota; Metazoa; Arthropoda; Insecta; Hemiptera; Aphididae
Source: the annotation of a GenBank genome assembly